Molecule: messenger RNA, 1743 nt
Organism: Diplodia corticola
Lineage: Eukaryota; Fungi; Ascomycota; Dothideomycetes; Botryosphaeriales; Botryosphaeriaceae
Exons: 3
Coding region: 1-1743 (580 amino acids)
Source: RefSeq, a predicted model, not a curated record
AUGGGUCAGCGAAAGCGCGGCCGUCCGGGCAAACCGGCCAAGAAAGUCGUUGCCGCACCGCAGCGCUCCUCGACGGUCACCGCCCAGACUAAAAAGCAGAGGGCACGUGCCACAGACAAGUCACCGCAGCGCCAUAGUCGACGCGUUCAAGGACUUCCGGCCGAGUUGUCCGAUAACCAACCUGCACCCGCCGGACAAGGGAACCCUGAGGCUCAAGAGCGUUUAGAAUCCCCUCCACCCGCCGCGGCGACAUCGGCACCCAGGAUCAGCCCUAGUCCUAAGCCGACAGAGAGUCCAAACGGAGGCGCAAGGAGCGAAGACGCUGCGAGUGGUACCACACUUGCCCAAGGACCCGACGACGAGCCGAAAGUCACCGUGACCGAUCAGGAACAGCACAGCGAAGCCCUAGCAACAGUAGCUACCUCAUACGGUGACCGGACAGAAGACUGGGUGAUGAACGGCUCUUUCUCUCCCGGGCCAAUGAUUGAGAACAUGCGAGGCAGGCCUGCACUACAGCCCGACUCUUCCAUCUCUUCUCGCGCUACUGCCCACAGGAGACUGCAGGGCAACAAGAAGAGCUCUGCGCCGAAAUCCAACAAUGCUUCUUCGUCCACGCCAAAGGAGAGCGGGUCGAGCAAUGCUGACUACAAAGCCCACGGCUUCCGUGCGGAAUUGGAGAAAGGUGACCAGGGUGUGCAGCUGUUCCUGCACGAAUAUUGCAAUGACGAAGAAGAUGAAGAGUCUGGCGUCGAUGAUGCAACCGAGGCCUUGCUGAACAGGCUCCACGAGCAAUCCUAUGGUCCGCUAGCCGAUUAUCGAUACCAGACCGACGAGUUCAGAAUGAGACUGGAAAAACUGGAGGACAAGAACGAGCGUGGGGUUGUAAGAACGCUCGACGAGCUCAUCUGCCCUGCAGCCGAAGACCUUGCAGCCCUGACAUACAGGAACACCAAACUGCGCCCAACAUACCGAAAACUCGUCGAUCUCUACUCAGAGCCGUGGGUGAAGACGCGUUCGCCGCUGACGGGAUUCAAGCAUCCCCAGCCAGACCAUUGCGUUGGCUUCCUGCGCCAGGCUUUCUCCGAACCCGAGUGGGGCCUGCUCGACCGCGUGCCCGAAGUCACUGCCGCUGCCACCGAUACCAUGCAUUUUCCUUUUCUGACAUGUGAGGCCAAGUCGUCCAGGGAGCACCUUUUUUACGCCGACAACCAGAACGCAUACAGCAUGAUGGUUGCAGUCUCGUCCGCCGUCAGGCUCUUUAGGGCGGCGAGGAUGGAGGCGAGCGUACAUCGAAAGAUCCUGGCCUUUUCCAUCUCCUACAACAACAAGCACGUCUCCUUGGAUGGAUUCUAUCCCGUCAUCGCCGGCUCGCGCACCGGCAUCUAUCGGAAGCGCAUCUUUGAGUUGCUCAUUUCGCCAGGCUCGUCGAGCAGGUGGCAGUCAUGGUACUUUGUCCGAAGCAUCUACGAGGUCUGGGUGCCCGAACACCUCAACCAUCUCCGCGCUGCGAUAAAUUCCCCCAAGCUCGCCGUCGACCUCAGCAGGGUGCCGGGCAGGACCUCAGCAACGCCUUCGCCCUCCGAUUCUGCCGUGAGAUUGCAGCAGCUUGAACUGCAGAGCCCGGCUCCGAUAGGGGCGCCGUCGGACAACCUCAGUGAGUAUAAUAGUCGAGAUCGAGUAAGACGAGCGGUGACGGAACCGCCUGUGAGUGACAUGAAUCCGAAGAAGCUGAGGACGGCUUAG